Molecule: messenger RNA, 1427 nt
Organism: Phyllopteryx taeniolatus (common seadragon)
Lineage: Eukaryota; Metazoa; Chordata; Actinopteri; Syngnathiformes; Syngnathidae
Product: alcohol dehydrogenase class-3
Exons: 9
Coding region: 134-1264 (376 amino acids)
Biological process (GO): formaldehyde catabolic process
Cellular component (GO): cytosol
Molecular function (GO): S-(hydroxymethyl)glutathione dehydrogenase [NAD(P)+] activity; zinc ion binding
Source: RefSeq, a predicted model, not a curated record
CACACAACUUCGACCCCCCUAGCUUAGUGUCACCGUCGGCACGGUACUCACAAUGGGCGUGUCGUAUCUAGCAAUACAAAUCUGUGCGUCAAACUGUGGUCACGCCGUCCAGACUUCGAGACAGUGAAGGAGCAUGGCGACUUCUGGCAAGGUGAUCAAGUGCAAGGCUGCAGUAGCCUGGGAGGCGGGCAAGCCUCUGAGCAUCGAGGAGGUGGAGGUGGCCCCUCCCAAGGCCCAUGAAGUCCGCAUUAAGAUCUUUGCCACCGGAGUGUGCCACACCGACGCCCACACCCUGAGUGGCAGCGACCCUGAGGGUGUCUUCCCAGUGAUCCUGGGCCACGAGGGCGCCGGCACCGUGGAGAGUGUCGGCGAGGGUGUCACCAAGUUUGAGCCUGGUGAUACCGUCAUCCCGCUUUACGUGCCUCAGUGCGGCGAAUGCAAGUUCUGCAAGAAUCCCAAGACCAACCUCUGCCAGAAAAUUAGAGUGACCCAAGGUCAGGGCCUGAUGCCUGACGGGACCUCCCGCUUCACUUGCAAGGGCAAGAAAGUGUUCCACUUCAUGGGGACCAGCACCUUCUCCGAGUACACGGUGGUGGCGGACAUCUCCCUGGCCAAAAUCAACGCGAAGGCUCCCCUGGACAAGGUGUGCCUCCUCGGGUGCGGCAUCUCCACUGGAUACGGCGCUGCGCUCAACACCGCUAAGGUGGAACCCGGUUCCACGUGCGCCGUCUUCGGCCUGGGAGCCGUCGGACUGGCCGCCGUCAUGGGCUGCAAGGUGGCCGGGGCGACGCGCAUUAUCGGCGUGGACAUCAACCCGAGCAAAUUCGACAAGGCCAAGGAGUUCGGGGCCACCGAGUUCGUCAACCCCAAGGAGCACAGCAAGCCCGUCAACGAGGUGCUGGUUGAGAUGACCGACGGCGGCGUGGACUACUCCUUCGAGUGCAUCGGCAACGUGCAGAUCAUGCGAGCCGCUCUGGAGGCGUGCCACAAAGGUUGGGGAGAGAGCAUCAUCGCUGGCGUCGCCGGAGCCGGGCAAGAAAUCUCCACCAGGCCCUUCCAGCUGGUGACGGGUCGAGUCUGGCGCGGCACUGCCUUUGGAGGCUGGAAGAGCGUGGAUAGUGUCCCUAAACUGGUGGAAGACUACAUGAGCAAAAAGCUGAAGGUGGACGAGUUUGUCACGCACACGCUGCCAUUCGACAAGAUUAAUGAGGGAUUCGACCUCAUGCACUCUGGAAAGAGCAUCCGCACAAUCCUGACCUUCUAAAGUGCCUCGACCCCUGGUCAAGCAGCUCCCGUCUUUCAGACCACUUUCAACGUUCCAACAAAAGCAUUUAAUCGCAAUCUCGUUUUUGUCAUAAGAACCACGUUUGUCUGAAGAAUUUUGAUGUUGGUUGUGACAGUUUUAUUUAAAAAAAGCAUAGAAAAGA